This is a messenger RNA of Carica papaya (papaya), 510 nucleotides long. Its product is annotated as anther-specific protein LAT52-like. The record is from RefSeq and is a predicted model, not a curated record. Lineage: Eukaryota; Viridiplantae; Streptophyta; Magnoliopsida; Brassicales; Caricaceae.
AUGGCAAAGCGUAUGCCGGUCCCCGCCAUCGUCAUUGCCGGUGCUUUUGCCCUCUCUUCCCUAUUCGCCAUUGCUUUUGCCACCCCUAAAGAUUAUCUCUUCGUGGAAGGUAGGAUUUACUGCGAUCCUUGUCGUGUCAUGUUCGAGACCAAACUCAGCCAAAACAUCGCUGGGUCAAAGGUUCGACUAGAAUGCAGAAACCCGGUAAAUGACACGGUGAGCUACUCGAUAGAGGCAGCAACGGACAAGGACGGGAAGUACCUACUGGCGGUGGAAGGCGAUCACCAAGACGAAAUAUGCGAAAUCAAGGCGGUGAUUAGUGGAAACACAGAGUGCAGUGAGAUCAUGACAGGAGUUCCUGGCGACAGGCCUGUGUUGACCAACAAUGUGGGUGUGGUGGAGCCGGUUCGCUAUGCAAAUCCUCUUGGGUUCAUGACUAAGAAUGUCUCACCCGACUGUGUUAAAGCUCUCAAAGAAAUGGACAUUGUUCCUGUUGACGUUCUCUUUUAA